GCUCCCAAUCUUCGUGGAAGGUGCCCUCGUGGAUUGCGCAUGAUCCAACAUUCUACUGGUUAGGCUAAUCCACCUGCAGUUUCUGAGUUAUUCAAUUAGUUGAAAUGUGCCUUUAGUGUUUCCAUACCUAGACAUAAACUGGUAUAAUCAUGUUUAGAAUGUUAUUGUUAAGAUAUAUUUUCUCCAUGUUACAUAACAGUCAAGGCAAAGAAGGAUUGUCAAUAAUCAAUGAAAUUAUUGAGCACAGUGGCUCCUCCCACACAAGUGUGAAACGACAUAACUUUUCAAGGUCCCGCCUACGAUGUAAGAAAUGUAAGAAAACAGGUAAACAGCUUGUAAGCUCUUGCUUAUCUCCUUCGAUGCAGGCGUGUGUGACGGUGUUGCGAAGUCCAUGGGGGGCUAUCUUAUGGUAACGCUGUGGACAACCACAGACGACAGACGUAACCUGGGGAAUAAAGGCACUAAAUUAUACACCCCAAAAAAAUGCAAUUCAAUUUUCGUUCAAACAGAUGAUCAAAAAAUGACAAAUGUCAGCCUAGCAAGGGUGUUGGCGUUUUGUUUUCUCCUCUGCAUCUCCAAAGACUCAAUUGCGGAGGUCUCAAAGGAACUUGAAGUGAAAGUGAACAUGUUGCUUCAGUAUGAGAAAGAUGAUCCUAAAUGUUUCCUGAAUGGGACAGUUCAAAUCUUUUGCUUUUGGGAAGAGAGGGAUGAGGACAAUGGGACCGCAGAUCAGUAUACAUUCAGAUAUACAUACCCAUACUGUGGCGCUGCAGUCUGUCCUGUUACAGUCUUCUCUAUUGGUGGCGGGAGGACAUUCUAUUCUUGUGAUAAUUUUCAAGCUACACUAUACGUUCCACUCUCCAUAGAAGUGCUGCGUGGUGAGCAACUAAUCCACAACCGCACCGUCUUCAAUGAUCACAUCAUCUUACUAGAUCCUCCAGGCAACCUGACACUGAGAACAACAGCAAAGCCAGGCCAGCUGAAGGUGAACUGGGUGCAACCAGUCUUCAUUGAUGGAGACCUGCAGUACGAGAUUAGCUAUGCUGUUAGAGGAAGCCAGAUGGGAAAGCGUGACGUGGUGCGCAGCAAAACAGACCUGCUCCUCCAAAACCUGCUGCCAGGUGCCAAUUACUCGGUGAGGGCCCGCGCUCGGCCUCAGAGCUCAGGCUUCAAUGGCUGGUGGAGUGCCUGGUCAGAUCCAGUGACGAUUAGGAUACCCAAUGAGACGGACCCCCUCAUAUUAUCAAUGAGCCUCAUAAUCUCCUUCAUCUUCCUUCUGCUCUCUUUGACCAUCUUCUUGAACCAUCGCAAGUUCCUUUCAAAGGUCUUGUGGCCCACCAUUCCAAGCCCUGAAAGCAAAUUCCCUGAUCUCUUCACUGUCUACAAAGGGGAUUUCCAGGAAUGGAUGAACCAAAGCACUGGCAGUAUGAGGUGGAUCCCAGUCCACUACUACAUGGAGGAGCCUGUGGCUCCGCUGGAGGUGCUCUCGGAGGUCACCGUCAGACCGACCCCGGCCAGUCGCGUUUCACCUCCCAAGGACACUCAGGGCGCAGAGGCUGAUGGAGCCAGGCGACUGGAGGUGGGCGAGCAUGAGGUGGAGAGAGACUCUCCGGUAAGGUGGGCUGAGCUGCAGCAUGAGGCUUGGAUGCUGGAGCACCUUCGGAACCUGCAUCAACACCCGGCCCCCCUCUCCCAGUCCUCUCUCCUGGAGUCCCAGGACGCCUACAUCUCCCUCAACAACUCGCAGAAGCCCGAGGAAGAAGAGGAGACGCCAGGAAAGGAAGGGGGUGGCCUGGAGGAGAUCCUGGAGGAGUCCAUACCUCUGCAGACUCUAUUCGCAGGGACAGGAACCAGGUCGUCCACAUCUCACUCUGACCUGGGCUCCCUGCAGCAGAGCUCCGGCUCGGGCCGACUGUCUGCACAGUCCAGCUUGGAGUACCCCAACCAGACCUGGCCGCCACACGGCCCCAGCUACACCUACAUGGCCGUGGCUGACUCAGGAGUGUCCAUGGACUACAGCCCCAUGAGCUCCAGCCAGAUCGCGGAUGCAGAGCAGAAACACAAGCCCAGGGUCAUCUACACCAACGAGUAUAAAAAUGAGCUGCCCCUCCACAAACACUGGCCACUUAUGGGGGCAGCCAAUGGGCUCCUGAGGGCUGACCUCAUGGACUCUGCAGCUUCGAAACACCAAACAUAAGCUUUCAGGGAAGGGCAGAAGUGGAUUUCCACUAAAAGAAGAGGACAUUAUGAGCUUUUUUUCUGUUGAUGUGCACCUGCCAUAUGCACAUCUAGUAUUGAAGCUGAAGCGGACACACAAACAACAGACACAAACAACAGACAAACAACAGACAAUAGAUAAAAAGGCAGAGGAAUCAAUAACUGGGUGUCCAUUCAGCUCAUUUGCUUAUGUGCACAAUUCAGUUAAAGAAAAUGUGCAUCUGUAUGCAUUUCCAUCUGUUAUUAAUGCAAAUUAAAAAUGAAAGGUCAUUUGGGCAAUGUUUAUGGAAACGCAUUUUAAAACUGUAUCAAAUGCUAAUUUAUGUGAAUACGUUUCCACCAAACUUAGUCACAUUAUUACUUGAACAAAUCGAGCGUUUAUCCACUCACUUUUGUGUAUCAAAUGUCUAUUCGCAUGAAAAGAUCUUAAGCAAAUUUCGAGUGCUUCCAAUCAGAACUACUUCUUUGAAUGGUCAAAAUGUGCAUUAAGAAGUUUAAUGGAAACCCAGCUAUUGAAAUAAUGAAUUUUGCCAUAAUGUGAAUGUGCCAUUUUGGUAUAGUGUGAGAGCUGCUCAUGCAGCUAUUACUGUGAUCAUGAAUUUAGUCAUUAUUAUUUAAUAACCAUGUAAAUGUCAAUGUCAAAUGUUGUUUUAGGCAUAAUUUUUGUUGUCAUUGUUAAAAUUGUCCGUGUUCUUUAUAAUACAAUUACACACAUCAGACAAAUAAGCAUUACUGUAGGAUGUGGAAUAAGAGAAGAGAGUUGAUAUCAGACUUUUCUCUGACACUUAUCUCCAGCUUGCAGACAGGUUGAGUAUAUUCACUCUAUAAAGUCACUGGGUAUCCCAUUUUUGUGGCCCGAUUUCUCAUGGGUUGUUUUACAAACUGUUAAUAUAUUUGUUAUGAGAACACAAUAAAAAUGUCUGCUUUUGCUAUUAAUUAAUGUAAAGCUUUUCAGCAUCACUUAUAAGUGACUUAUUUUUAAUAAGCAGCAGUGUGAUUAUAAUUGUUUGUAAUUGUAAUUCAUCAUAAAACAGCCCAGACUAUAGUUUCAUAAAAAUUGCACAGAAUACCUAUAUCUGUAAUGUUGUUUUCAAAGACAUUUAUUUGCCUUGACCCUGGAGACAUUCAAAAAUAUUUCAAGGCAUUCUCCCAGUAGCCAAUAGCUAGCAAGUAUCUCCAGAGGAUGCCAGUUUGAAUUUUGCAAAUUUGCAGUAAAAACUGUGUUUAUUAUGUCAAGAUUUUUUUACCUUGUUGUGUCAUGUGAUAUUUCAUUCAAUAUGUUUGUAUGUAAUUUUGUUUCAUAUCCAGAAAUACACUAUAUGAAUAACUCUGUAAGUAGCUCUGCCUUCUCUUUUUUCUUGAGGGCCAGACCAAAGCUUUCAGUUAGUUAACCUCCUUCAUGUUCACCUUCAUGUAGACUUGUGAUCUAAGACAUGUCUCUUGUGACUGUUGUAUUGAAUAACACAAAACAUGUAAAUAUAAAUAUAAAUUUAUAAACAAAUAUCAUAGUACCACACACUGCAAGUAAAACGAAACAGGACUAUGAUCAACAGAAUGUUUGUGAAUUCUCUUGUCAGUUUUUUUGGUAAUUUUAUCACAUGGAAAUAUUGUACUUUCUAUAAAUAUGUACUUUUCUUACAUUCUAACAUUUUAAUUUGUUUUAAAACUGUUUCAAAGAAUGAGAUUUGUGUAAAUAACUUAUUAUUCUAUACAGACAAAGACUGUCAAAUGUAAACACACUGAACCAUUUUUAUACUUACAAUACAUAAACUUCAUCCCAAUUAA
Alosa alosa (allis shad) is the source of this 4002-nucleotide messenger RNA. RefSeq names its product erythropoietin receptor (gene epor). The coding region runs from base 392 to 2197 and encodes 601 amino acids. The record is from RefSeq and is a predicted model, not a curated record. The transcript is spliced from 8 exons. NCBI's taxonomy places the organism in Eukaryota, Metazoa, Chordata, Actinopteri, Clupeiformes, Clupeidae. Gene Ontology annotation, biological process: cytokine-mediated signaling pathway; hemopoiesis; positive regulation of cell population proliferation. Gene Ontology annotation, molecular function: cytokine receptor activity; protein binding. Gene Ontology annotation, cellular component: external side of plasma membrane.